Molecule: messenger RNA, 2956 nt
Organism: Ctenopharyngodon idella (grass carp)
Lineage: Eukaryota; Metazoa; Chordata; Actinopteri; Cypriniformes; Xenocyprididae
Gene: eif2ak2
Product: eukaryotic translation initiation factor 2-alpha kinase 2
Exons: 19
Coding region: 253-2319 (688 amino acids)
Biological process (GO): protein phosphorylation
Molecular function (GO): double-stranded RNA binding; protein kinase activity; ATP binding
Source: RefSeq, a predicted model, not a curated record
GUCCGCAGUGUAGCGAUGACGAUGAAGUCCGGAAAUCGAAACUUAAUCGAACUAAAUGAUACGAAGAAAAGAAAGUAUUCUUGAUCUGUGGUGGAUGUCAGUCGAAACUGACACUAGUAGUACAGUGUAAACCUGGUAUGAAAUCACGGUAACGAGUCUUUUUGUGGAUAUAUGGCGUUCACGUGCUGAUCAAGGUAAAGAUUCAGUGAAGUUGUGUCACUGUCUUCGUAUAUAGAUAUUUUUAACUCUGCAAUGGAGUCUGUGUCAGGGAAUUUUGUUUCGCUGCUAAACGAGUACCAGCAGAGGACACAGUGCACCGUGGAGUAUGAGGAGGGAUCCACAGAGGGACCGAGUCAUAAUAAAACCUUCACUAUGAGGGCCAUUAUAAAUGGUCAGCGGUAUCCUGAUGGCACUGGGAAAUCCAAGAAGGAGGCAAAGCAAAGUGCUGCCAGGAACGCCCUUGAUGGCAUAAAGAGCACUUACAAUACUGAAUCUACAACAUCAUCUGUUCAAAACAUUUCCAACAACAUGACUAUAUCUCAUCGGAAUUACACAUGUUGGCUCAAUGAACAUUCACAGAAGAACAAGUUAGUAUUCAAGGCCCGUGAGACCACUAAGAUGGAUCCAGGAAACUCUACUCAAUUGUGUACUUAUGUCUGUAAGUAUAUUUGCGGUGAUAGAGAGUUUCCAGAGGCUUAUGGAAAAAAUAAGAAGGAAGCCAAAGAGGCAGCAGCUCUCUGUGUUUAUGAAGAGCUAUUCAAAACACAAAAUGCAGAGGACGAGAACAGCAAUAGAGCACGGAGGAGGUCAGAGGUUGCAUCUCUUGGCCCUAGCCUGGACCGUGUGAGUUUGAGUACUGCUGAUGAAUCUCGAAGCUCUACGCCUGACCACAACUACAUUGCAUAUCUCAAUGACUUCUGCCAGAAAAAUAAAAGUGUACUUGAUUUCAAAUUAGUGGAGAGAAGAGGCCCUCCUCACAACCCAGAGUUUGUGUAUAAAGUUGUCAUAGACGGGAAGGAAUACCCCGAAGGACAAGGAAAGAGCUCAAAAGAGGCGAAGCAACAUGCUGCUCAGCACGCUUGGAGUGAAAUUCGUGAUCAGAUUGGCUGGACCACACAGAGUUCUGAAGAUGACACCUCUUCUCAAACCCUAGAGACAUCUAAAUCUGAGGAUGCACAACUCUCAUCAAACAGCUCGGCUGAAACUCCCAGCAAAAGUGAUUUCAUCGUCUUCAAAGACUCAUCUGCUGUCAGUUCUCCUAUGGCCAUAAAUCCUUGUGCAAGCCCACUGGAUGUGAGACCGAGAAUAAAAUUAGCACCGACUUUUCAACUGUCACCAAACGGCCUGGCCCAGGUUAAAGAGAAUGUUCCUAACCUGAAUGCACACAAUCUGACAAAGUCAUCUGGAGAUCAACCUUCACACCAAGCUAUAAAGUCAAGGUUUUUGGAUGACUUUGACUCAAUAAAUCCGAUUGGCAAAGGUGGUUUUGGCCGAGUUUUCAAGGCAAGACAAAAGCUGGAGAAGAAAUAUUAUGCUGUGAAGAUAGUGAAGAGUACAGAAAAAGCUCUUCGUGAGGUCCGUGCUUUGGCUGAUUUUAAUAACGCCAACAUCGUCCGCUACUACGCAGCUUGGGAAGAGGACAUGGCGUACAGACAUGAGUCUUCAGAGACCACCUCAGAUUCUAGCAGUGGCCCGGGGACAAAGUUCCUCUACUUUCAGAUGGAGCUUUGUGAGGGAGACACACUGCGUGCCUGGAUUGAGAAAAGAAACUCUUCAAAUGAACACUUCCUUGAGAGGAGAGCGGACGCAACACAGAUCAGCAGGCAGGUGCUGACGGCCGUGGAGUACAUUCACUCUAAAGGCUUGAUCCACAGAGACCUGAAGCCUCUAAACAUAAUGUUCGGCAGUGAUGGAAGAGUGAAGGUUGGAGACUUCGGCCUCGUGACUGCAGCAGAAAAUGACAAUGAUCAGCAACUGCUGGAACGGACUAAAAGGACAGGAACACGUUCUUACAUGAGCCCGGAGCAGGCAACAAAAACAUCCUAUGACAGAAAGGUGGAUAUAUACGCCCUGGGUCUCAUAUAUUUUGAGCUCCUCUAUAAACGCGUCACAACACAUGAAAAGAAAAAGAUUUGGGAUAAUAUAAGAAUUAGGAUUUUUCCACCACAGUUCUCCGGGAAAUUUACCUUUGAGCAUAAGCUCAUAGAGCGAAUGUUGAGUCCCAGUCCUGAAGACAGACCAGACGCCACAGAUCUGAUCAGAGAGCUGGAUCGAUGUUCCACUGUCCUGCAACCAGAUAAAGACAUCAAGACGUUCUGAUGGGAUCUCUUCUCUUUAUGCCUUUUUAACAAUAGCAGUUGCUUAUAUUUAAGGCAAAGCAUUUAGCAGAUGCUUCUAUAGAGCAACUUACAAAAAGUGCUUUAUAUUCAGACUGACACAGUCAACAGAUGGCAAGUGUGCAAUUUAAUCUAUAAAGCAACUACAUUUCCAAAAAUGAAAGUUUUGUCAUUAUUUACUCAUCUUCAUGCCGUUUUUUUAACAAAAUGUUCCACAAAAGAAAGAAAAACUUAAGUGUGAAAAAUUACAAAAUGUGCAUUUUACAUUGUCUAAAACUCCUCUCUGAUCAUGUUGUAUUGCUGUAAUUCAUUCUCUAUGUUUACAUGAAUUAUCUUGAAACAACGGUUGACUCCAUUACCUGUUUAAAUGAAUUACCUUUGGAACGGAAGUUGAAUCUGUCAGCUUUUGUUAUUGUGUCUGUAUUGCAUAAUUUUCUGGAGCUAAAAUCAUGGAGCUUUUAAUCUCAUCUACAGGUUAUGGAAUCAUAUCUCAUGUGGGGAAAAAGUGGUACAUUUUGUUCUCUUUUGCUGUGAAGGUUUUUAUUCAUAAUUUUUGUGGAACAUCUGAUUUGAUAUUGUUGGGAUAUUCUUGUGAAAAUAAAAAUCUGUUACAGAACAUA